AUGGUGAACAACUCUGCUUGGCUGUCACUGCUGAUAUUAUGGAAUGUGCCGAGGGAAACAGAAAGUUCAAAGUCACCACACUGUUUUAAGUAUGCUUCCUAUGAGGUGACCAUCCCAAGGAAAGUGAUACCAAGAUAUGGACAUCAAGAGACUCUAGAGGUCACCUAUCAUUUGCAGAUUGAGGGGAAGGGCUGUAUGGUGCACCUCUGGCAGAAGAAGAGCUUUAUUCCUAAAAACUUUCCAGUCUCCUACUCUAAGCAAGGAGAACUUCAAGUGAACUACCCACUUAUUAGGUUUGACUGUUUCUAUCAGGGUUAUGUAGAAGGAAAGCCUUCUUCAUUGGUCAGCCUCAGCACUUGUUCAGGAGGAUUUAGGGGUUUGUUUCAAUUAGAAAAUAACACCUAUGAAACUGAACCUGUCCCAGCUUCUCCUGUCUUUCAUCAUGUGGUUUAUCGACUGGAAGACCUGGAGACUGAUGCCAGUUUGAAGUGUGGACUAACAAAGGAAGAACAAAGUCGUCAAGAGGCCAUGAUACAGAAUGCAGAGAACCUAACCAACAAAAGUAUUUCUGGAAGAAACUGGUGGCCACACACUAGGUAUGUGAAGAUUGCAGUUGUGGUGGAAUAUGAACAAUUUGUGAGGUUUGAAAAAAAUGAAACUCUUACAAUUAUACAAGUUAUGAAUGUCAUCCAUGUUGCAAGUGCACUGUAUGAUCCUCUUUCUAUUGAGUUGACUUUAACUGGAUUGGAGAUCUGGUCAAACCAGAACUUCAUAGCAAUUGGUGCUACCAUAAAAGAGACACUUGCCUCUUUCACAAAGUGGAGAAGAGAUUCGCUAGUUAAACGCCUACCACAUGAUGCUGGCUACUUAUUUCUAUUUAGAUGUUAUCAGGGAAUAGCUGGGUUAGCAUAUCUAGGAACAGUUUGUAAUAAAGAUAAAGGAUCUGGCAUUUUAUCACAUAUUACCUACAGUUUGGCUUCUUUUUCUAAUGUAUUUGUUCAUGAAUUAGGGCAUAAUCUUGGAAUGAGACAUGAUGAACUUUACUGUCAUUGUGGUCAACCCAUUUGCAUUAUGGAUGCACAUAUCUCAAACAGUUAUAAAUUUAGCAAUUGCAGUUACAUUGAUUAUUUCAGACUAAGGAAUACAGCUUGCUUGUUAAUUCCCCCAGCUUCUGAUAGAAUUUUUAAAUCCCAUUACUAUGGAAACAAAGUAGUAGAAAAUGGAGAGCAAUGUGACUGUGGUUCCAAAACUCAAUGUCUGUCAGAUCCAUGUUGUCAACCUAAUUGUAAGCUCCGUCCUGGUGCCACCUGAGCUUUUGGAGAAUGCUGUGAGAACUGUCGGCAUCUCGAAGAGUCUUCCAUUUGCAGAGAAAACACUAGUAUCUGUGAUCUUCCUGAAUUCUGCUUAGGACAUUCAGUAUGGUGUCCCAAAGAUGUUUAUGUACAAGAUGGUACCCCAUGCAGUCAUGAAUCAUAUUGUUAUCAAGGGAAUUGUACUACCCAUAACAAGCAAUACAAAAAGAUAUUUGACAAGAAAGCCACUGUAGCUUCAAAAGAUUGCUUCAGAAAUGUGAAUGCUCAAGGUGAUCGUUUUGGUAACUGUGGUCUUAAAUAUGGAAGAUAUAUAAAAUACUGUCCUGAGCAUAGCCUGUGUGGCCGAAUCCAGUGUGAAAAUGUUCUCGUGUUACUUCGUCUGCAGGAACACCACACUGUAAUUCAUACAGGCAUUGGCAGUAAGAAGUGUUGGGUUACAGACUAUCACACUGGAAUGAAUGUACCUGAUAUUGGAGCACUGAGAGAUGGCACUCCUUGUGGCACUUACAUGAUGUGCAUUAAAAGGAAAUGCAUGAAUGUGUCUGUCUUGAAUUAUGACUGUGAUUACAAGAAGUGCAAUUAUCGAAGAGUAUGCAAUAGCAAUAAAAAUUGCCACUGUAUUGCUGGCUGAGCCCCUCCCUUCUGUGACGAAAAAGGAUACGGUGGCAACAUUGACAGUGGCCCUACACCACGACCAGAAUUCACCACGACAGAACAGUUAUUCAGAUAUAUAGCUAUCCCUGUGGUUUGUGCUUGCCUUCUAGUUUUGGUAGUUUUCAGGAAGCAACUGACAGACUGUUGUAAAAAAAAAUGUCAAAAUUUUGAAAUGAAGAAUGACAAAACAGAGUCAAAAAAAGUUGAACAUUCAGAGAAUAUCAAUUAG
Messenger RNA from Sceloporus undulatus (fence lizard), 2196 nucleotides. RefSeq names its product disintegrin and metalloproteinase domain-containing protein 20-like. Gene Ontology annotation, molecular function: metalloendopeptidase activity. The record is from RefSeq and is a predicted model, not a curated record. Gene Ontology annotation, biological process: male gonad development; proteolysis. Gene Ontology annotation, cellular component: plasma membrane; external side of plasma membrane; sperm head plasma membrane. NCBI's taxonomy places the organism in Eukaryota, Metazoa, Chordata, Lepidosauria, Squamata, Phrynosomatidae.